AUGGGACAGAACCAAUCUGCGGUCGUUGUUGAUAUUAGUCAGAAGGAGGAACGUGACAAGUACGUAACUUACUAUCAGGAUAAAUAUCGUAACUCACUGAAUCUCCGUAGGAAUGACAACGGUUACACUAAAUAUGAUAAUAAUUUUCCUGGAUUCAAAAUAUACUCGCACGAACUACCGUAUCAGACGUUAGGCAGCUGCUACCUCGAGGCAGUAGAGCAUGCAGGGAUUAAGCAGAAUGCCAAGGAUCAGACUACCUUGGAGAUCAGGUAUGUUGAGGUCUACUACUGGGAAGCCGACUAUGACAACCUCUGUCCCCUACUCCUUGAACUGGGUGACCUUUUCCAGAAUCACAAUCUAUACAAACCCUCUGGGAUACGCAGUAAUGACUGGAAUAAGCUCGAACCACGGUCUCAUGAUACCGUAAAAGAGCUCUUCGAAAACGCUGUGGUCAUCAACCUACAAAGAAGUCACAAAAAGAACUACACUCCACAUCCUUCCAAAAAUGAUUUCAAGACUGACAAGGAGCCUUCAGGGACUGAGUUUCCCUCAAUGAUUGUGAUUGAAGAGAAAGAUGUACCUUGUCAAGGCUACAUUACCAUCACUCAGAAGCUGGAUAAUGAACAACCCAUGAACAUUCUCUCAACUUGGGGCACUGACAAGAAGAAGCAAGUACGUUUCAAAGAGUCCAUUGUACAGAAUAAGUACAAGAAUGUCUAUGUCUACUAUAGUAAUGGAGACACUGACCUAAGGAACCCUCUCAUACUGGAACUGGUGAAAGAUGGACAAGGCUCCUCAGAAUUUUACAUUAGAAACAAGGACGAUAGAUGGGAGAAGGAUGAAAAGAUAAAUUUGAAUAAUCUAACUGAGAAACUAGAUGAACUUAACUGCAAGUACAAUGACCUUUACGCAGUGGAUAUAUCCAAUUGGAAUGAAAACGCCUCAAAGACUACUAUUGUCAGUAAUUACAAAUGUAAAAGCGACUGUAAGAGGCAUGAGAUAGAUGUAUCAGAAUAUCCCACUAAAAAUAUUUAUGGGUAUAAGAACCUACAACACACUCCCAAACAAAAUUUCAGUGGCAAACUCAGUAGAAUUAAGAAUGGAAAGUCUUCUCUGACACUGGAAGGACAGGAUUUUCCAAUACCAUUAGUCUCCCAAGUACUCGUCUACUAUCCAAGGUGUAAUCCAAAAGAGCCCAUUCUACUACGCAUCUACCAUGAGGAUGCGAAAAGUCAGUGGUUUAAGAGAGUCUCCAUAGGUGGCAACAAUUGGACAAGAGUCAAUGAAGAAGACCUAAAGAAAGUAGGCCACAGCGAGAAAAGUGCCGUUAAGAAGGUACUAAGAAGUCUAUUGGGGACGCUAGAUAUAAAAGGAUGUGCAAACAGGAAACCCAGAGCCAUAGACAUCAAAGAGUGUCUUAAGGAAGGCAACUCCUGCAAUAAUACUCUCAAAGAGUCUCCUAAAGAAUCUAGCAGAAGAGGAAUUGUAGGGGAAUAUGGAGACUUUGUAUACUGUAUCCAUACUGGAAUAGGACCAGAAGAGAGUCUGGUCACCUGCGGUGAUACGCCUCUUGAAAUAAAGGAUGUUAAUGCAAAGGAUCCUACUAUACUCAAUGAUAAACAUCCGAAUCUGGAUGCCAUAACUAUAUUCUAUUAUAGAACAUACGGUGGAAAGCAGGGUCCCGUAAACAUUCCUCUUCUCAUAAUAGUUAUAGAAGACCAGAGUGACUACUGGUACGAGACCUCCGGAGGUGGGACUUGGCAAAAAUCUAAGGAUCCUACUAAUGGUGAUCUUAAAGUUUCCGGAUCUACUAGCCAUAUUGUCCAAAAACUGAGGGAUAAACUGGUGGGACUAAGCCUUAAGUCUGUCAACCCAGUAGUGCUGGACAUCUCCGAUGGCUCCAUCAACUGUUCCUUUGAGCAAGUCCAGGAAUAUAAUCUAGAGUGUUUCUUAAAACGCACUUAUGUAGCUAUCAAUGGAAGGUCGUUUGUCCUCAAUAGGGAACUUGAUGGUGGAGGUGAGAUUGUGGAAGGAUCAACAGGAGAUCGCAUACCUUCUGUACAGAGUCUCACUGUAUACUCUUGGGACGGUGAACCCAAGAAACCUAUCUUGCUCGUAAUUACAAAAAUUGGUGAUACUGCACCUACAUUUUAUGCAAUGAAUGAAAAUAACGGUACAAAUUGGGGUCCUAAAAAAGUAGAAGACAUGACUGAACUUGUACAUCUUCUGGAUCAUCAAAACUGUAGACUUAAUGAUGCUGUUCCAUUCGAAAUCACUGACCCGGUGGUGUUUUUACUUGAACAAAAGUCCGAAUGUCUAAAUAAGGAAAGAAAGAUAGAACUUGUCCAUCCCUCCAAAAAGCCUCCAGGUAGCAACUACACUGUUCAGGAAUACGAGGUUAAAGACGAUACAAGGAUCUCAAGAGUCACAUUUUAUGGAGCAUAUAUAAAAGAUAUUAGGUCCCAAAACGACUAUUCAGUCUAUAAGGUUAGACUAUUCUCACAUCCUGGGAUAAUGGUACCCAUCAUGGUCCAGUUCAUGAAGAAGGGUAAUGUAGAGUCUGAGUGGUUUUACAGUACGGAUCCAACUUCUUGGCAAAAACACACUACAAGUGUAACUGCAUUUUAUGAUAGUGAUACACCAACCCAAAACCUCUCCAAUCAUCUGGAUGAUCUAACUUGUAAAAAUCAUAGUGGAGUUACCAUUGACCUAUCAUACAAAAUAUAUAAAUCAGAAGAAAGGUACUGCUGUGAAUAUCAUCAAGGUAACCUAAAAAGGAUCUCCACUACUGACGUGACAGCUAGCUGUGGACACCAACUAAAACCCAUUACAUACCACAAAUAUACUAUCUCGGAUAAGCCUAAACUAGCUGGUAUAAGGUACGAGAAUGAUGGUAAAAGAAGUAAUAUAAAAUUACAUGGACAGAGAUACUCCAUUUACAGUGUAGAAAGUGUCUCUGUAUUCUACUGUGGUAAGAAUCCAGUGCUCAUCUACAUAAAAGACGGAGGCACAGACGGUAUCACUGGUUGGUACCAUAAGCCUAAUAGAGUUAAUACUAAUGGAGAUGAACAUUGGAGACAAGUCUUUCAUGAUCUCAAAAAUGUAACGCCAGAGAAGCUAGGUAAUACGACAGACUGCGCCAGCUAUAAUGAGCUCGUGAGUAUACUGAAACUGUUUGCUGGAUGUAACGAUUAUCAAGGAUGUGGUAAAUCUCCUAUCAGUGGUUAUAACUUUGCUCCUCUCCCCGGAGAAGAAGGUUACUAUAGUUAUGACUUCUUAUCUGGAAAUUCUGGAUCCGAUCAAGCUACUACAGAAGAUUCUAAAGGCUUACUAGAUAAGCUAAAGAUUUCCCCUGGGGUCGUCAAAACGGGUGCCUCAGCCGUUGGCACUGGAGGUGCAGCCUACACUGGCUGGGAAGUAGCUAAAGACAUCCUACUUAACAUAUCACGUAUGUUAUAG
This is a messenger RNA of Theileria equi strain WA, 3459 nucleotides long. RefSeq lists its product as hypothetical. NCBI's taxonomy places the organism in Eukaryota, Apicomplexa, Aconoidasida, Piroplasmida, Theileriidae. The record is from RefSeq and is a predicted model, not a curated record. The transcript has a single exon. Bases 1 to 3459 code for a protein of 1152 amino acids.